Tripterygium wilfordii is the source of this 2001-nucleotide messenger RNA. Its product is annotated as protein CHLOROPLAST IMPORT APPARATUS 2. Gene Ontology annotation, molecular function: protein binding. Gene Ontology annotation, biological process: regulation of DNA-templated transcription. Gene Ontology annotation, cellular component: nucleus. NCBI's taxonomy places the organism in Eukaryota, Viridiplantae, Streptophyta, Magnoliopsida, Celastrales, Celastraceae. The record is from RefSeq and is a predicted model, not a curated record. The coding region runs from base 560 to 1741 and encodes 393 amino acids. The transcript is spliced from 3 exons.
AUCAGUGAAGGAGAGGAGAGAGAGAGAGGGAGAGAUAGAGAGAGAAAACUCUACAGUGGUCCACAACUGUGAGCCUGUUGUCUCUUCCUCUUGUUAUCAUCUCAUCUCUUCAAACACUUUCUCACUUCAGUAACUUCAUUCUGCUAUAUAUGCCUGGUCUCUACAGAUAUCCCAACGGAUCUUCCCCUUUUACAUGCUCUGUAUAUAUCUUCUUCUCUGUCUCUGUUUCUCUGCUAAAUUCUAUCACUGUUCUUCAAAACCCAAUUUGGAAAAGAAGAAUGAUUUUUGAUCAUAUAUAUAGUUUCUGGGCAGUUCCUUUUUUUGUUAUAUUUUAAGCAUUCUUGGCUUUUUCUCUGUUUUGUUUGCACUUUUUAUAGGGUUUAUACAGGGUUUUUCCGCUUUUUUCAUAGAAGAUUCUCUUUCCCUAUUGAGCCUUUGCAUUUUCUUCUCCAAUCGGGUCUUGCAAUUCCCCUCCAAUCACUACACUCCUUAAUGCCCCAUUUGAAACUCUAUUGAGCUUGAAUUGAAACUGUAUUUCACUUUUUCUGGGUUUGUCAAGAUGUCUUGUUUAAGUGGGAGUGGGAGAGCAUAUGGAUUGGACCUUGAACUGGUGAAAUCCACAUCCACCUGCACAAGAACAUCACAAACAUCUUCCCCUUCUUCAACAGUCACAGAAUCAAGUAAUUCUCCAUUAGCAAUCACAACCCGAAAGCCUCGAACUCCUCGAAAACGUCCAAACCAGACCUACAAUGAAGCAGCUGCUCUGCUCUCCAAUGUCUACCCCAACAUCUUCUCUAUCAAACACCUCACGAAACCCCACAAAUUCACCAAGCCCCAUGAGUCUUUCUUCGAGGAGUCUUCGGAUUUGCUACUCCCCUUUCGGGUUUUCGACAACUGCGGCUUCUUGCUCCACCAUCCAGUCCCUGAAAAACCUAAUUCCCGAAUUGAGUCUAAGCUAGCCAGUUUCAGCUGCCAGAGUAGCGGGGAGAUUGAUUCCGUUGCGAAUUCGAUUGGUUUUUGCGAGGAGUACAGUGAGGAUUUCGAUGCAGAGUCGAUUCUAGAUGAGGAAAUUGAGGAGGGAAUUGAUAGUAUUAUGGGGAAUCUGAGCAGCAGCAGCAGCAACAACGACAACAAUUGUGGGAAUUCCAUUCCGAUUGGACUUGGUUUUGGCGGGAAUUUGGGGUUUAGGUUCGGAGUAAGGAGAGAAAUUAGGGCAUUCAGACAUGUCGAUAACGGGAAUUGGUGGAGUUUUCCGACUGUGGAUGUCCAUCAAAUCUCUCCAAGACUCAACAAAAACAACAAUUGGAAUUCGAAUUCAAAAUCGGGCGAGAAGAAGAAAAAGAAAGUGGAUUCGAAGAGCCCAGAAUUGGCCAAAGAAAAUUCAGCGAAUGCGGGAUUACUAUUGAAAUUGAACUACGACGACGUCUUGAAUGCUUGGUCCGACAAGGGCUCGCCGUUCUCCGAUGAAUCUCCAUCCUGCAACGGAAACGAUGUCUCUGCCAGGUUGGCACAGAUUGAUUUAUUCUCGGAGAGUGGUGGAGUGAGAGAAGCUAGUGUGUUGCGCUACAAGGAGAAGCGGCGUACACGUCUCUUCUCUAAAAAGAUCAGGUACCAAGUCAGAAAAGUCAACGCUGAUCGGCGGCCCAGGAUGAAGAUUUGUGAGGAGGCCUCAUUCAAGCAAAAUGGUAAAAGAAGAGAAGUGAUAAAGAAACAGAAGAAGAAGAGCCUGUUAGAGUUGUGAACAUCACAAUUAAUCCUUUCAUCUUUUUGUUUUCUCUUGUUUUUAAUAAUUUAUUAGUUUUUUUUUUCUUGUUUCCUUCCCUUUCUAGUAACUAAAAAGGAGAUAAAGAUGGAGACCAAAUUAGAAGAUGAGAAAAUAGAGAAAUAGACCAACUUUUUGGUGUGUAUUUGUUUCUCUUAUUAGUUGGAGUAUUCAUCGGUUUCAAAUUAUUCGUUUUUUUGGGUGAUCGAAAAUGGCACCAUAUGGAUUUAUUCUUUAGA